AUGGAAGAAGAUAUGGUGGCAGAAGAUCAGCUCUGGGAUUUUACGGGUGUUGACCCCUACAAAUUGGGUUUUGACCUUUUGCUCUUAUUCUCUUCUCUGAGUUUAGUUCCAGGUGUUUCUGGUGCAGUGGCAACAACAGUACACAAUGAUCUCCUCAUUGAUGAUGAUGAUGUUGUUGAAGUUGGUAAAGGAAACGAUAGUCCAUGGCCUCAGGCAAAUGAGGCUCUUUUCACUACCCUUAUGGAUGAGGAGGUCAAAACCAUGAGUAAUAAACUAAAUGGGACAUUCACUAAACAAGCUUGGAGCAGGUUAAGGGAUCAAAUGAACGCAAAAAUCCAAUACCAGUAUAACGCACACCAGCUUCAGAACAAAUAUAAUCAACUGCAUAUUAUGUUCAACAAAUUUACAGCAUUACUGAAGCAUACCGGUGUUGGUUGGGAUAACCAACGACUUACUAUCACUGCAUCAGAUGACGUUUGGGAGGCCCAUUACAAGGUUAAUAGCCAUGCAAAGAGGUUCAGGAAGAAAGGGAUGGUUUACUACCAUGAGUUGUCUCGUAUCUUAGGAGACACAUCUACAAUUGGUCAUUUGGCUCACCUUUCCACCAAAUCACCUUCUAAAAGUAGUGCUAGUUUUGAUCCUAAAUUUAAGGUAAAUAAUGAGGACUUAGAUGCAUUGCAAAUUGGUACUGAUAAUGACAAUGGAAAUGGCCAAGGCAAGGGCAAGGGAAAGUGCAAGGGCAAGAGCAAAAUGACAGAUAGAAAGAGUAAGAAAAGGAGCUCUUUUCAAGCUAAUAUUUCUGAAGCACUUAAAGAAAUGAGUGAAAAUAGCAAGACGAAAGUGGACCUAAUGGAAAAACGAUUGACAAGUGCUUCAGUUACUAAUGUUGGUGAUGACAGUGGUUCAAUUGAAGGUGGCUCUACUGCCUCAUGUUCACUACUGAAAGAGUUUAUGGCAUUAUUGCAUGCUAUGGAGGAAAUUCCUGCACCUGCUUACACUAAAGCUGUGAACAAGCUUGCACAUAUCCCAUAA
Molecule: messenger RNA, 1032 nt
Organism: Camellia sinensis
Lineage: Eukaryota; Viridiplantae; Streptophyta; Magnoliopsida; Ericales; Theaceae
Source: RefSeq, a predicted model, not a curated record